This is a messenger RNA of Biomphalaria glabrata, 2277 nucleotides long. RefSeq names its product probable serine/threonine-protein kinase DDB_G0280133. The record is from RefSeq and is a predicted model, not a curated record. Gene Ontology annotation, molecular function: chitin binding. The transcript is spliced from 3 exons. Gene Ontology annotation, cellular component: extracellular region. Bases 216 to 1415 code for a protein of 399 amino acids. NCBI's taxonomy places the organism in Eukaryota, Metazoa, Mollusca, Gastropoda, Planorbidae.
UCCUCCUCUGCGUUUCCACUCACUCGCUGCGUUUGAGUAGGGCCGGGCAGUCAACAUCACACCAGUUGGACAAAGAAAACUAAUUUGUCUUGUCCAUCGGAUUGUCCAAUGAAACGAGUCGUAGCCCGAACUUUCUGUAAUUCGUCAAAUGUUGCCAUCAGUUCUAGAGAGAAGAAUUUUCUGGGGACAGUCUUAACGCUGAGUGCCUUUUGAAAAUGUUUCCAAGAUGUUUCUUCUAUCUCUUAGUAACUGUUCUUCCAUGUUUUCAAGCGACCUUCAAAUGUCCUUCGCUCUUCAACUUUUACCCCGACGUUCACGACUGCUCUAAGUUCUACCGGUGCAUCUGGGGCAAAGGGGCAUCCUUCAAUUGUCCAAGCGGCACCCUGUGGUCCCAGGACCUGCUGACUUGCAACCACGCCAAGGAAGUCCAAUGUGACAAGCCGUCAGUCUCUGAAGAAAUGAAAGACUUCGAGGCCCCUGACUUCUCCGUUGACAUCAAGAAAUCCAAAGGAAGCCAUUCUUCUGAUGAUGAUGACGUCGAAGACAGCAAUGAUGAAGACAACAAAGUAGAUAGCAGCUGGAGUGACUCAAAGGAGGAUCCUCACAAGAACCACAAGCAUACGAAGGAGGACAGUUAUUAUACCAACUACGACACUGACUAUGGAGAUUCAGGGGGUUACGAGUACAAAGCAAAGAAAGAUAACUCCAAGCCAACGCACCAGAAAAUGACCAACGGUCAAUACAAAACGGCCCCAGAAUCCCAGGAGUAUCAUCACGUGAUUAGCCACAUUCCACAACCACAGCAUUUUGUCCACCACUUCCAGCCUACCCCUUACGUACUGCCGGCGCCCCAGGAGUAUAAGAGCAGCGUACAACUUCCUCAACAGUACCUCAGUGGGCCUCAUCAGUACCAGAACGUCGCCUUGCCUCCGCAUUACCAGAGUGCGCCCCUACUUCAACAGUACCACGCUGGGCCCUUGCACCAGCAGUACCACGGGGAACUGCCGCCCCUCUCUCCCCCAUCCGGGUACAUUCUCUCGCCACCUAAUUACGUUUUUCAAGCCCCGAAGAGCUCCUCUCAAGAAGGAGAAAAGUCUGCCUCCAUGACGCUCAGUGGCAAAGCGCCGCUGUGGUACAACAGGAACUAUCUCUACAACAAACUGGUGCAGGUGCCUCAGCUGGGGGCGCACUACUACAGCCCCUAUGUCGUCAACACUGAUGGAACGUAUGACGUCAUAAAGGUGGACCAACCCUCACCGGAACCCGAGAAGUUGAAAUUGAAGCCUCAGGCCAAGCCAGAGAACCAACAAAAGCUAGAGCCUCAGAUUGAGAAGCCGCCGACAGAGGAAGACCCGUGGAAGGAGACGGAUUUGUUCAGAGCAGGAUACGGGUACAAAUUAAUCUACCAUAAAUGAACAUUUUAAACUUUGGGUAUUAUCAUCUAUUAAAUUGUAUAACUGUAACAUUAAUUUUUAUGUUCAUUUACAUUCGAAUAGUGUUGUGAUCAUUGAGAAGUUUGCAGUAUUAUUACACCUAAUGUGUGGGUAGUGGGUACCAAGGAUAUAUAAAAAAAUUUGAAGAAAUAAGUUAGAUUUUUAAAAUACGCAUAUAGUUCAGUCAUGUCUUCAUUUCAUUCUCCGCAGGACUUAAAAAAAAUCUCGUUGCUAUGUUUGAAUUGACAUUGCAAAGCAAAACAAAGAUUUCUUCUUAUAGAUCUGACUGUUCUUAGUGAAUAUAAAGUUAUAAAUCAAUGACUUCAAAUGAUUAUAAAACGCUACGGACGCUUAUUUAUCGCCGCAGUAUUGCCAUCACAGGGUUUACUUAUAGAAAUGAAGUUGAGGUUGGCCGAUACUAGUCUUUAUUGCAGGCCUGAACACUGACCUCUGCGACGUCGCAACCUCUGGACAGUCUAGACCAAUUGCUUUUUGCCACGUCACAGAUAGUGACGUCGAACAUGGCAAAGAGUUAUUGUUUUGCGCUCUAUAAAUGAAAUCCUUAUUUUAAAGUAUUACUUUAUUUACUCUGGUAGUAGGGGAAAAAUAAAACCUAGAUUAUGAUUUUAAAAAAAACUUUAUUUUAGAUCCAGUAAAAUUAUAUUUGUCUAGAUUCAUUUUCAUCGUGGAUGUGUAGUUCCCAUGUUGUCUUUUUCAUUCUCAUACAUCAACUUAAAAAUUAUUUUACACUGGCCUAUAUAUAUAUUGUGUUCAUCAUCUUCUAUGUUCAAAAAUCAUCUUUGUAGAAUGUUGUUUCAAAGUUUUCACCAUCUAAAAACAUUUC